AUAGAUAUGUAUAUUUGAAUUUCAUUUAGGUACCAAAUAAAACUUCACGACAAGAAAUUCUAAUACAAUUAGAACAAGUACCAUUGAUGUGUCAUCAAUUGAAAUUAAAAUUAAAAACACCAGCUUCAGGAAAAUCUUCAACAUUUUCAAAAGUUGAUGCUGUUAUAUGCGAAACAAGAGAUCUGAUGAAUAUUGUUAGUCGCUUAUGUACUACUGUUUUCGCUUGUCAGUCAAAGUAUAAUAUAAUCGAUUAUCACACUACACCGCCUGCAACUAAUACAACAUAUUCUCGACCACCACCCUCGUCUUCCAAACGGCCAGCCCUCUACCGUACAACAUCAACUGAACAAAAUGAUCGUUUUGAUACGAAAUCUGAACGUGCUAUACGUUCAUCAUCAUUACAACGUCCAUCGAGUUAUUUACCGGCUUUUGAUCAUAUUUAA
Molecule: messenger RNA, 443 nt
Organism: Adineta steineri
Lineage: Eukaryota; Metazoa; Rotifera; Eurotatoria; Adinetida; Adinetidae
Source: the annotation of a GenBank genome assembly